UUAUUGGCUAUUUAACAGCCACGGCGACCUCACCUAUCCACCGUCCGAUUCAGGUCAAUCAUCAAUCUAUGAUGAAAUUAAGCACCGCCGCCGCAGCCCUAGCCCACACUCACUUCCCCUCCACAGAUCUCCGCCGCCGCUCCGCCGCCCUCCUCCGCCACAAAUCCUCCCUCCGAUCCUCCUCCACCUCCAUAAAAAUGUCGUCGGCGUCGGAUUCCGCCUCCAACCCCAACCACAUCGUCGAACACAUCGUGCUCUUCAAAGUCAAGCCCGCCGCCGAUCCCUCCGCCGUCGCCGCCAUGGUGUCCAACCUCAACGGCCUCAGCUCCCUGGACUCGGUCCUCCACAUCUCCGCCGGACCGGUUUUCCGGUGCCGGUCCGGUUCACUCGCCUUCACUCACGUGCUCCACUCUCGAUACCGAUCGAAAACCGACCUAACCGCCUACGCCGACCACCCUUCGCACGUGACCGUCGUCGCUAACUACGUCAAGCCUAUCGUCGAUGACGUCAUGGCCGUCGAUUGGAUCGCCGGUGGCUUCGCCGGCGAGGCGACCGUUCCGGUCGGCUCGGCUCUGCGCCUGACGGUUCUCAAAUUGAAGGAAAAUUCAGGGGAGGGAGAUAAGCAGGAAGUUAUGGAAUUAGCGAGAGGAAUUAAGGAGAAAUUACCUUCGAUUGCGCAGCUGACGGUUGGGGAAAACUUCUCGCCGGGGAGAGCGAAGGGAUACUCGAUCUGUUCGAUGGCGAUUUUCGAGGAUACGAAGGACGUGAAUUCUGAAUCGGAUUACGCAGCCGCGGUUGGGGCAGCGGUCGACGACGCUUUGGUGGUGGAUUUCGCUGUAGAAUCGCCGAUCCGUGGUGCAAACCUUUAGGCGUGGAUUCGUCCGCCAUUGUUGCUUCGCUCGUGUGGUUUCGUGCUUUUGCGUUGCUGUUUUUGAAUCAAUAAAAAAGGGUCGUUUCUUUGGUGUUA
Molecule: messenger RNA, 967 nt
Organism: Andrographis paniculata
Lineage: Eukaryota; Viridiplantae; Streptophyta; Magnoliopsida; Lamiales; Acanthaceae
Product: stress-response A/B barrel domain-containing protein UP3-like
Exons: 1
Coding region: 69-869 (266 amino acids)
Source: RefSeq, a predicted model, not a curated record